AUGGCUCCAUGUUUCUUCAUCGUCUUGUUUGAGGAACUUUGGAAUGGACUUUAUUUCUUUCAGCAAGCUCUGGUGAUUCGCGAGGGAGAGAAGUUUCAGAUAAAUGCAGAAGAGGUGGUUCAGGGAGACCUGGUGGAGAUCAAGGGUGGAGACAGAAUCCCAGCAGACCUUCGAAUCAUCUCCUCCAGCGGCUGCAAGGUGGAUAACUCAUCUCUCACCGGAGAGUCAGAGCCUCAGACUCGUUCUCCAGAGUUGACUCAUGAAAACCCCCUGGAGACCAGAAACAUUGGCUUCUUCUCCACCAACUGUGUGGAAGGUCA
This is a messenger RNA of Sinocyclocheilus grahami, 320 nucleotides long. RefSeq names its product sodium/potassium-transporting ATPase subunit alpha-2-like. The annotation marks the transcript as partial. The transcript is spliced from 3 exons. Lineage: Eukaryota; Metazoa; Chordata; Actinopteri; Cypriniformes; Cyprinidae. The record is from RefSeq and is a predicted model, not a curated record. Gene Ontology annotation, biological process: proton transmembrane transport; intracellular potassium ion homeostasis; sodium ion export across plasma membrane. Gene Ontology annotation, cellular component: plasma membrane. Gene Ontology annotation, molecular function: P-type sodium:potassium-exchanging transporter activity.